Molecule: messenger RNA, 1619 nt
Organism: Hyla sarda
Lineage: Eukaryota; Metazoa; Chordata; Amphibia; Anura; Hylidae
Gene: DEXI
Product: Dexi homolog
Exons: 2
Coding region: 137-331 (64 amino acids)
Source: RefSeq, a predicted model, not a curated record
UAUCCGGAUCGCGCACUGCAGUGCCAGGCUCCGAGCCUGCUGCACCACGGGUGAACUCUCCCCGCACCGGGUAGCGCCAGGCUCCGUGCCCGCACCCCUGGAUCCCCCUGGGCAGCCGCUUCAUGAGUCCCCCUAUAUGUUCUACGUGGGAUUGUUCUGCGUCAACGUGCUCAUCCUGUACUAUGCCUUCCUGAUGGAGUACAUCGCCCUCAACGUGGGCAUCGUCUUCCUGCCCGAGGACAUGGAUCAGGCGCUGGCGGAGCUCGGAGUGCUGUCAGACCCCGCUUCCCUGCUCUACGACAUAGACGCGCUGGACGGCUACCUGGACUAAGAGUGCGGCAGAGGGGAGGGAAGAUGGGGGCGACAGGAGCUCCGGGGAAUCCCCUGCACAGAGACGAACUGUUUUCCCGUUGGUCUAAAAUGGCCUCUGCACCGUUGCUUCUGCGGCGUCGGCCAAGGGUGACAGGAUGGCCGCCUGUUUACGGAGCGGAAUCCCGGUGGACGGACAUUGAAGAACUACAGCUGGACAUAUGUGGAUUAUGAAGAGAAGCCUAAAGUGGUUGUAAAUAUGAGGAUGAGCUUGAGACUGUCCUGGACUGUGGAAUGGAUUAAACCUAAUUUACAUAAAGCUUUUCAUUUAUUUAUUAAUUUUUACUAACCAAUGUCCGUACACUUAACAGCUGCUAAAACCGUGCAAUGGGAUGUGAAUAUUUGACUUUGAACCUGGCCUUCAGCUUUGAGAAGAAUGGGUCAUUGAGUCAUUAAAGGACUUCAGGACUCUUUUUUUUUUUUUAAUUCAUAGUAAUUUUAUUUUAAACCCUUAAAGGGGUACUCAACCCCUAGACAUCUUAUUCCCUAUCCUUUGGAUAGGGGAUAAGAUGUCUAGGGGCUGAGUAGCCCUUUAAGGACAUAGCGUUUUUCCAUUUUUGCACUUUGGUUUUUUCCUCCUUACCUUUAAAAAAUCAUAACCCUUUAAAUUUUGCACCUAAAAAUCCAUAUGAUGGCUUAUUUUUUGUGCCACCAAUUCUACUUUGUAAUGACAUCAGUCAUUUUACCCAAAAUUCUACGGCGAAACGGAAAAAGAAAAACGCCAUUUUGUAAGUUGUGGGGGCUUCUGUUUCUACGCAGUACAUUUUUCAUUAAAAAUGACACCUUAUGUUAAUUUUGUAGGUCCAUGUGAUUAAAAUGAUACCCUACUUAUAUAGGUUUGAUUUUUUUUAUUACUUCGGAAAAAAUCAUAACUACAUGGAGGAAAAUGUAUACGUUUAAAAUUGUUCUAUUCUGAUCCAUUAUAACUUUUUUAUUGUUCCAUGUACAGGGCAGUAUGAGGGGUAAUUUUUUGCACUGUGUAUUGGUACCAUUUUUGUUUUGAUCUGACUUUUGGAUUGCUUUUGAUUUAUUUUUUUAUGCUAUAAAAAGAGACCAAAAAUACGCUAUUUUGGACUUCGUAAUUUUUUUUCGGACAUUUACGCACGUGGUGAUAUCACAUGUUUAUUUUUAUUUGCAGAGUUUUUUUUUCAUGGGAAAAGGGGUGAUUCAAACUUUUAUUAGGGAAGGGGUUAAAUGAUCUUUAUUAACUUUUUUUUGUUCACUUUAGUUUUUUGCAGUGUUAUAGCUCC